Microstroma glucosiphilum is the source of this 2104-nucleotide messenger RNA. RefSeq lists its product as hypothetical. The record is from RefSeq and is a predicted model, not a curated record. The transcript has a single exon. Gene Ontology annotation, biological process: spliceosomal tri-snRNP complex assembly. Bases 176 to 2071 code for a protein of 631 amino acids. NCBI's taxonomy places the organism in Eukaryota, Fungi, Basidiomycota, Exobasidiomycetes, Microstromatales, Microstromataceae.
CUGGCAACCUCAGACUUGAAGCCCAGGGCACCAUGCCAUCCAUUCGGAAUUGCCGCUCCUCUCUGCUCCACUCCCCUUUCCGCUUCCGCCUCCAAAAAGUGGAUCUGGCUUCAUCCUCUUGCAAGUGCAGCAUCCAGCUUUGCAUAGCAGUCUCACAGCCAGCUGAUUCCCUGUCAUGGUCUCAAACCCAGUGUCAAGGACAAGGAGAAUACCUCUGUCAGUGCCGCCUGCGCUGCCCCUCGAAGCGCCCACGUCUGGCUUGGCCCAACUCUACGAGACGCAUGGCCACCUUGUCCUCGAGGACCUCCCCCCUGCCACUUUGCUGACGCUCGAUGGAAUCUCACUCACUGUCUCCGGCUCUGAUCCUGACUCGUCGUCACAAGGUGCAAGCUCGAGUGUUGGUGCGAGGAAGGAGUUCCGGGGCUUCAAGCUGGUCCCGCCGGGUUGGCACUCACUCGUCGUCACACCAGCCAGCGAGGCAGGGGCGAAAGGUGGACCACCCAUGCUGGGAGCUAUGGAGGGCAUGGCAUUGCGAUCGAUCUUCCUCUUUCAUGUUGAGGCUAAAGAAGUCAUCAACAGGAGGUGGGAUGGUCAGGCCGGACAACUAGUCUCAAUGGGCUCUUCUCUCGGCGGAUCAGAGUCCGCAGGCUCGCACGUCCUCACGCCCGGGCUGAUCACAGCUCUCGACCGCGACCUGACGCCAUACCCAUUACGCGCAUCGCAGUACGCAGAGUGGAGCUCCUUCGCUCGUCCACUGGAUGAGGACGCUGCUCUGACACGAAGGGUGGCGCAAUCUAUGCUGGGAGAAGCCCUCACGACCGAUGCGCUGGAUCCAGUCAGCGGUGGAGCGCUGGAGGAUCAGCAACGGACGAAGAGACGUCGUGGCCAGUCUGACGAGGAGCGCAAGCUGGAGGAGGAUCUACUCACGGCGGCCAAGAGGACUGGACAAGGCGCAGAGGGUCUGAAUGGCAAUUCGGCUUCGGGCUCUUUGCAGGGGGAGCAGCAAUCAGGGGAACCUGGAAAGAGGAUCCGACUGGCGGACUUCUCGCUGCUGCGUUCCUGGCCCGAGGGCGCUCUGGCGGCAGAGAGGACACGUUGGAGUAGGGAUAAGAGCUGGACUCUUCGUAAAGCUCUGAAGGCAUGGACAGGCCGAGAUCUCCAGCACGUAGAGAAGAAAGGCUCGGAAUCUGUUUCCGAGUCACAGUCAGACGAUCAAGCCCGGCAAGCGUUUCUCCUCUCUUUCCAUUUGCUGUUCCACCUCUUCAUCUCACAAGGAUCGGAAGACUUGCUCUUGGCAUGGAGGAAUCAUGUCUCCCUCGUAUGCCAAUCUGCCAGCGCCAUUGGAUCGUACGGAGAUGUGUUUGGCGCUCACCCCUCCGAGGCAGAGACUGCGGGGGCGGACGAGGACAGAGCAUUACUCCAGCCCGGGCUGCACGCGGGCUUCUUGCAAUUGCUCAGACUGCAGUUGAACACACUCGGCAGGGAUUGGUUUGCAGAAGGGGCGCAAGAGGUGGAGAGCGCAAUCAAGAGCGACUUGAAAUCGUUGCGGGGUCAUAUGAGUCGGGCCAUGGCUCUUGAUGCACGCGAGAAGGACGGCAGUGUCGGUGAAGCCGAGCAAGGUGACAACGUCAGAAAGAGCGCUGCUGCUGACUCGGAAGAUGAGGAGGCUCCAGUGGUGAUACGCUCUAGCAAGUCUUCGGUCAGAGGAAGGCAAAGUGGUUCAGGGAUUGGGGCCCGCUCAUUGGCAAACAAAGGUCCUCGGCAGGCCACACGCUUCCGUCCCACUACUACGCCUCCGCCGACGACUCGUCAAGACUUCGAGUCACUGCUUUCCUCGUGGCGAUCUCUGUCUCUUUUCGCUGCAGCAUGUCUCGGAUGGCAACUGGAUGAGCAGACAGAUGAGGAGGCAGAAGUGCUGGAGGAGCUGGACGAAGAGCACGAUGAAGCGGUGCGGAGAGCUAUGGAGGAAAUGGCCGAGGAGGAAGGCCGGCAGGCGGAAGAGCGGCGGGAGAGUGACGUGGGUGAUGACGAUGCUCCAGAUGACCUCGAUGAGUUCACAAUACAAUACUGAUCUCGAUUGCGAUGCGAUGCUCUGAUGGUCGUG